CAGUCUCUUCCUGUACUACCCCCGAACCUCAGCUUCAUACUCCGUUGAGACUCUCUUUCCUCUGUUAAACUUUGAACUAUUCCAAGUUCAAACUCCACAGCCCUCUGCUCUGAUCACCAACCCUAGUGUUUCAUAUCUUUCAGUUCAUUUAUUUUUAUUCAUGAAUUACCAAUUUUAGAAACACAGCCACACAAUUCAGUUAUUUCAAUUUUGUUAAUUUUCAAAAUUUUCUUCGAGAAUUAUAAGUAAUUAGUUGAACUUUUUCGUUGAUUUUUGUCGAAAUUCGGAUAUGAGUCUUUGAUCAAUGGUGAUCGUCACUGCACGAAGCCCAAGAUUGGUAAUGUAGGCUUUGAUCUAUUUCUCCGUUAACUUUGAGUUUAGGCUUGUUUUGGACCGGAAACAAUGUCGCAGAGCAAUUGGGAAGCGGAUAAAAUGCUUGAUGUUUAUAUAUAUGAUUACUUGGUGAAGAAAAAAUUGCAUGCCACGGCAAAAUCCUUCAUGACUGAAGGGAAGGUUGCAGCGGACCCUGUAGCAAUUGAUGCUCCUGGGGGGUUUCUUUUUGAAUGGUGGUCUGUUUUCUGGGACAUUUUUAUUGCUAGGACAAACGAGAAACAUUCUGAGACAGCUGCAGCUUACAUUGAGGCACAGCAUAAUAAAGCAAAAGAGCAACAGCAACUGCAAAUGCAGCAGUUUCAACUAAUCCGUCAAGCUCAGUUGCAACGAAGGGAUCCUAAUCAUCCUUCUGUUGGUGGUCCCGUGAAUUCCGUCAAUUCUGAAGGCAUGCUCGGGCAGUCUACUGCUAGUGCAUUGGCAGCCAAAAUGUACGAGGAACGCAUGAAGCGUAGUAAUUCAAUGGAUUCAGAAACAUCCCAACCACUUCUUGAUGCUAGGAUGGCCCUUCUGAAAUCAACAGCUAAUCAUCCUGGUCAGUUGGUCCAAGGAAACUCUGGAAGUGUGUCUGCAGCGUUGCAGCAAAUCCAGGCACGGACUCAACAGACCACUGAUAUCAAAGGCGAAGUUAACAUGUCUGCUAACCAGAGAUCCUUGCCCAUGGAUCCUUCUCCAAUGUAUGCGCAGGGAAUCAUGCAGUCAAAACCUGGAAUGGGAAAUGCAGGAUUGAACCCUGGAGUUGGUGGUCUUCCAUUGAAGGGGUGGCCCUUAACAGGCAUUGACCAAAUUCGACCAGGUUUAGGUGCACAAGCUCAAAAGCCCUUCCUUCAGAAUGCAAAUCAGUUUCAACUUUUGCCUCAGCAACAACUCUUAGCACAGGUGCAAGCACAAGGCAAUCUUGGUAGUUCACCUAUGUAUGGAGAAACAGAUCCUCAAAGAUUUAGAGGAUUAUCUAGGGGCACUUUGAAUGCAAAAGAUGGUCAACCAAUUGCAAAUGAUGGAUCCAUAGGUUCUCCAAUGCAAUCAACUUCUUUGAAGAUAAACAUGCAGAUGCAACAAUGUUCUUCUCAACAACAACAGGAUCCUCUGCAUCCACAGCAAGUGCAACAGAAUAAUCGAAAAAGGAAAGGGCCUUCAUCUUCUGGAGCUGCUAACAGUACUGGCACAGGAAAUACCAUUGGUCCUUCACCAAACUCUCAGCCAUCAACUCCUUCUACUCAUACUCCUGGUGAUGGACUUGCUAUGGCAAGUAAUCUGCAGAAUGUUGGGAGCAUCUCAAAAGGUUUAAUGAUGUAUGGUACAGAUGGAGCAGGUGGUCUUGCAUCAUCCACAAACCAGCUGGAAGACAUGGAACAUUUUGGAGAUGUUGGCUCUUUAGAAGAUAAUGUUGAAUCUUUUCUGUCAAAUGAUGAUGGAGAUGGAAGGGAUUUGUUUGGUGCAUUGAAACGGAAUCCUUCUGAACAUGCUGCAGAAACUUCAAAAGGUUUUUCCUUCAGUGAAGUUAGUUCCAUUCGUAAAAGCAAUAGCAAAGUUGUCUCUUGUCAUUUCUCUUCAGAUGGCAAGUUAUUGGCCAGUGCUGGGCAUGACAAGAAGGUUGUUCUUUGGAACAUGGAGACUCUACAUACUGAGAGCACACCGGAGGAGCACACUCUGAUAAUUACUGAUGUUCGCUUCAGACCAAAUUCAACUCAGCUGGCAACAUCUUCAUUUGAUACAUCUGUGCGAAUCUGGGAUGCUGCAAAACCAAGCUAUAACAGCUUACAAACAUAUACAGGGCACACCUCAAAUGUAAUUUCCCUCGAUUUCCACCCUAAGAAGAAUGAAGUUUUCUGCUCUUGUGAUGCUAACAGUGAGAUUCGUUACUGGAGUAUUAAUCAGUAUUCUUGCACCCGUGUUUCCAAGGGAGGUUCAGCACAGGUGAGAUUUCAGCCCAGAAUUGGAUUACUUUUGGCUGCAGCAGCAGAGAAUAUUGUGUCCAUCUUUGAUGUUGAGACUGAUAGGCAGACACUCUCAUUACUGGGGCACUCAUCACAAGUGCACUCUGUUUGUUGGGACACGAGUGGAGAUUAUUUGGCAUCUGUCAGUCAAGAGUCUGUCAGAGUGUGGUCAGUAGCCACCGGAGAGUGUACUCACGAGCUCAGUUCCAGUGGAAACACCUUCCAUUCUUGUGUUUUCCAUCCAAGCUACUCCUCUCUCUUGGUCAUUGGAGGCUACCAGUCUUUGGAGCUUUGGAACAUGGCGGUGAAUAAGUGUAUGACAAUUCCCGCUCAUGAGUGUGUGAUAUCAGCUUUGGCACAGUCACCAGUAUCAGGGAUGGUUGCUUCUGCCAGUCAUGACAAAUCUGUUAAGAUUUGGAAAUAAGUCUGAAUUGGAAAGGAAAGAAAAGCAAAGAAAAAUCCACACUUUUUUUUUUUUUUUUUUCCCCUCUUUUUGAGUUUCAGUUUCAUUAGUUACGUUUCUUUAUGUAAUAAAGGGAAUGUAAUUUUCCAUUGGUGAUUUGGCUGCCAAAAAUCUUGAUCGUAAAAAGUAUGCUGAAUUUGAAAAAAGAGGACAAGUUUCUCCUCCUCCUCUCCUCUCUGAAUCUUUUUUAUUAUUAAUAUUUAAAAGCUCAGAUCUGUUUCUUUCUUUCCCA
This is a messenger RNA of Alnus glutinosa, 3022 nucleotides long. Its product is annotated as transcriptional corepressor LEUNIG_HOMOLOG. The transcript is spliced from 18 exons. Bases 403 to 2751 code for a protein of 782 amino acids. Gene Ontology annotation, molecular function: protein binding; transcription corepressor activity. NCBI's taxonomy places the organism in Eukaryota, Viridiplantae, Streptophyta, Magnoliopsida, Fagales, Betulaceae. The record is from RefSeq and is a predicted model, not a curated record.